Molecule: messenger RNA, 537 nt
Organism: Meloidogyne enterolobii
Lineage: Eukaryota; Metazoa; Nematoda; Chromadorea; Rhabditida; Meloidogynidae
Source: the annotation of a GenBank genome assembly
AUGUUCAUUGAUUUUAACAAUUUUGCUCCUUAUAAUUUCUCAAAAAUAAAUUUUCUAGGUAAAGUCAUCAAUCUUCAUCGUGUUACAUAUUUAAUUUAUCACAUGGGAUUUGAACCACAAGUAACGAAAAUGAUAAAUAAUGUACGUCAUGAUAGACAAACAGUUCUUUUCUCUGCUACUUUUCCUAAGACAAUGGAAGCUUUGGCAAAGAAGGUUUUGGAUGGACCUGUGGAAUUUGUUGUUGGUCGCAGUGUUGUUUGUAAAAAUGUUGGGCAACAUGCUCUAGUUGUGGAAGAACACCAAAAAUAUUUAAAAUUGAUAGAAUUACUUGUCCAAUAUUGGCAGCAUGGAAAUGUUUUAGUUUUUGUUAAAAAACAAGAAACAAAAAUGGAUUUGGAAAAUGUUAUGAAAUUUGAUGAUGUAAAUUUUGAUAUUUUUUUUAAAUAUCCCAAUUUAAUUGGUACUUAUUUAGUCCCCCCCCCCAGUCAGGUUUUUCGAAAAUUAUGUAAAAAUGGUCAGUCUGAACAACAAUUGUAG